AUGUUGGUGUUAAAUUGUUCCACCAAAUUACUCAUACUGGAGAAAAUGUUGAAGAGUCACUUUCCUGAAUCACUCAAGGUUUAUGGAGCAGUGAUGAAUAUAAAUCGUGGUAAUCCUUUCCAAAAGGAAGUAGUGUUGGAUUCAUGGCCAAACUUCAAGGCUGUCAUCACUCGACGACAGAGAGAGGCUGAGAGAGAUAACCUGGACCAUUAUACUAAUGCUUAUGCCGUGUUCUACAAGGAUGCUAGGGCUUACCAACAGCUAUUGGAAGAACAUGAUGUUAUCAACUGGGAUCAGGUUUUUCAAAUACAAGGGCUACAGAGUGACCUACAUGAUAUUUCUAAAGCUGUUGCCAGUUCAAAGCAGUUGGAUGUAAAGCUAACUUCCUUCAGGGCAGUUUAUGCGUCUCCUGCUUCAGUUCUGCCACACAUCAGUUCCCUAAUGGGGUCAUUCCCACGACUAACCUACUUGAGUGUUGCUGAUGCUGAUCUACUCAACCGGACUUGGUCACGGGGUGGAAACGAACAGAGUCUCCGAUACAUCGCCAACCUCAUCUCCUGCUUCCCCAGCGUGUGCAUCCGUGAUGACAGGGGGAGGCCAGUCUCAUGGUCUAUCACAGACCAGUUUGCCACCAUAUGCCAUAUCUACACUCUGCCAGAGCAUCGUAGGAAAGGUUAUAGCCAGCUGAUCACCCUCACACUGUUCAGGAAGAUGCUUAGCCGGGGAUUCCCCUCUCAAGGCAAUGUUCGGGAUGAUAACAGUAAAUUCAUAAGUAUCCUGAAGAAAAUCAAUGUUGAGUUUUUGCCUUGUCGCUUUCAUCGGCUUAUUCUCACCCCUGCAACCUUCUCUGCUUAG
Orycteropus afer afer is the source of this 855-nucleotide messenger RNA. It is a transcript of the gene GLYATL3, whose product is annotated as glycine-N-acyltransferase like 3. Gene Ontology annotation, molecular function: glycine N-acyltransferase activity. The transcript is spliced from 5 exons. Gene Ontology annotation, cellular component: mitochondrion. The coding region runs from base 1 to 855 and encodes 284 amino acids. The record is from RefSeq and is a predicted model, not a curated record. NCBI's taxonomy places the organism in Eukaryota, Metazoa, Chordata, Mammalia, Tubulidentata, Orycteropodidae.